AAUGCAGCGGGCGGCGGCGCGGGUCCUGCACGGGGCGCGGACCCCCCAAGUGCUGAACCCCUCGGUUCGGACCCCCGCGGUUCGGAACCUCCCCGUGCGGGCGCGAUCGGCCACGGCGGGGACCGCUCCGCUCGGGCUGUUGUAUGAGCGGCACGGGGAGCCCGCAGCCGUCGUGCAACUGAAGGAUCUGGAAGUGCCAAAGUUGGGGGACUGCGAUGUCCACAUCAAGAUGCUGGCAGCCCCCAUCAAUCCUGCUGACAUCAACAUGAUCCAAGGGACCUACCCCCUCCUGUCGCCGCUGCCAGCCGUGGGAGGCAACGAAGGUGUCGGGGAGGUGCUGGAGGUUGGGUACCGUGUGACAGCUCUGAAACCUGGAGACUGGGUCAUCCCUGCAGACGCUGGACUCGGGACGUGGCGGACACGGGGAGUGUUCCCUGAGGAGAAGCUGCUGAAGGUGCCCAGUGACAUCCCAGUGCUCUGUGCUGCCACUCUGAGCGUCAACCCCUGCACAGCAUUCCGUCUGCUGGCCGACUUCGAGAGCCUGGUGCCCGGUGACUCUGUCAUCCAGAAUGCUGCCAACAGUGGUGUGGGCCAGGCUGUCAUCCAGAUUGCCAGGGCCUCCGGCAUCAAGACCAUCAAUGUGGUGAGGGAAAGACCUGAUCUCCCAAAGCUAGUGGAGAGGCUGAUGGCCCUGGGCGCUGACCGUGUUAUCACAGAGGAGAUGCUGAGAAAGCCAGAGAUGAAAGACAUAUUUAAGAGCAUCCCGAGGCCCCGGCUCGCCCUGAACUGCGUUGGAGGCAAAAGCACCACGGAGAUGCUGCGGCAUCUGCAGCCCAAGGGGACCAUGGUCACCUACGGGGGGAUGGCAAAGCAGCCUGUGAUGGUGCCUGUGAGUGCCUUCAUCUUCCGGGACGUGCGGCUCCGUGGGUUCUGGAUGACACAGUGGCGGAAGGACCACGCACAGGACCAGGAGAGCGUGGCCACGAUGAUGGACGCCCUGUGCCAGCUCAUCCGCAGGGGCCAGCUCACAGCGCCGGCCUGCACUGAGGUCCCGCUUCAGGACUACAGGGCAGCACUGGAGGCCUCCAUGAAGCCCUUUGUGUCCUCCAAGCAGAUCCUCCUCCUCUGAUCUGCAGCUCCUGGAGCCCUGUCCUUUUCCACAUGCUUGUCCACAGACUUGAGGGGGGAAAAGACUCUCCAGAUCCAUUGAAUUUCUUUUUUCCUUUGUUUUUCACAUUUUGGAUACACAUUGAAAGUUUUAAA
Cinclus cinclus is the source of this 1263-nucleotide messenger RNA. RefSeq names its product mitochondrial trans-2-enoyl-CoA reductase (gene MECR). The record is from RefSeq and is a predicted model, not a curated record. Gene Ontology annotation, molecular function: trans-2-enoyl-CoA reductase (NADPH) activity. Gene Ontology annotation, biological process: fatty acid metabolic process. The transcript has 10 exons. Bases 2 to 1129 code for a protein of 375 amino acids. NCBI's taxonomy places the organism in Eukaryota, Metazoa, Chordata, Aves, Passeriformes, Cinclidae. Gene Ontology annotation, cellular component: mitochondrion.